Messenger RNA from Prorocentrum cordatum, 1642 nucleotides. NCBI's taxonomy places the organism in Eukaryota, Dinophyceae, Prorocentrales, Prorocentraceae. The record is from the annotation of a GenBank genome assembly.
GCCCAACGAUCCGACGGCAGCGCGGGCCCGAACUUCCGCAGGGACGCCCUCCGGUGGAACGCCGCCCACCGCGAGGUCCUCCGGGACGCCAAGCGGGGCACGCCGCCGGCCAGCAGGGCCCUGUGCCCGCGGUGCCGCUUCCCCCUCGAGCACCGCGCGGGCGGUUCGGGACCGGUCCAGUGCUGCGCCGGCGAAGGCGGCCCGCCUGCCCGCUGCGCCCGCAGCACGGCGGAGGUGCCCGCCACCCAGCCCCACUGGCACUGCCCCGAGUGCGAGGCGGUGGUGUGCCUGCGGGAAGGCCCGUCGGUCUUCGUGGAGCACGAGUACGACAUCUUCGACGCACGGCAGCGCGACCACCUGGAGGCCGCGGGCAUGGAGCUGGGCGUGCAGCUCCACGAGCGCCGCUGGCGCCCCGCGCGGCAGCGCGGCCAGCACGACCCGGGCCCCAACCGGCACUGGACCACCGGGGCCCCGCGGUGGUCCGGCCGGGCCCUCCUUGGCAGCGACGGGGCGCCGAGGGUGGACCGGUGCAGCUCCCUCGACGGCGAGGCCGUCCUGCUCGGCGCCAGUUCCCCGGCGGCCGCGAGGGUGUUGAGGGACGUGCUGCUGCUGGGGAGGCGAGUGGCGCAGGAGCAGGACGAGGACGAGGUGGAUCGCAAUUGGGCCGGGGCGGAGCUGGCGGAUCUUUCCGCCGAGGACAUGAUAGAGUUGGCCACUAGUGCUGAGGCAGUAUUGGCCAACGAGGCCUGCCUUGUUGACGCCCCCGUGCCGUGCGUGGUAUUCGGUGAUACGCACGGGCAGCUGCGGGACAUUAUUCUAUUCUUUAAUACUUACGGUUGGCCGUAUACAGAUUGCGGUCGCGAUUUCAUUUUCAACGGUGACUACGUCGACCGAGGAGCCCACCAGGUCGAGGUGUGCGCGCUCAUGUUUGCGCUGAAGAUUAUAUAUCGGAGGAGCGUGUGGCUCGUGCGGGGGAACCACGAGGACUUGAAUGUGAAUCUGUAUUAUGGCUUCUACGGAGCUUGCCAACAACGCUUCGGAACCGACGCAGACAAGGUCUUCCGUUCCGUGCAGGGGGCUUUCAACCAAUUACCUUUGGGUUGCCUGAUUGGCGGGAAGGUGCUGGCGGUGCACGGUGGGAUAGGGAAGGGCGACUGGAUGUUGGACGACCUCAGGCGCAUUUCGAAACCCAUCUCAUCACAGAGAGUUGGCACCGACGAGUUCAUCCAUCACGUGCUUUGGUCGGACCCUGUGGAGGAUGAUGACCCAGAUGAGAAGCAUACAUUUGGUCUGCAUCAGUCCCCACGUGGGAAGAACUCAUUGAAGUUCGGUUGGAACCUCACCGUCGAGUUCUGCAAGCGGAACGGCUUGGGCAUGAUCAUAAGGAGCCACCAGGUGUCGAAGGGCGGCUUCGGGUUCGACGUGAUGCACGAAAGCAUGCUCGUCCGUGUCUUCACAGCCCGCGACUACGAGGGCAACGGCAACGACGGAGCCAUACUCCUGGUCACGCAGCUGGAAAGCGGCGUCCUGUCUGUGAGGGCGCAGAUCCUCUGCGCGGUGAGCAAGGGGCGCCGCCUAUCCGCUCAGCCCUCCCCCUCCUCUUCCUCCUCUUCCGCAUCCUCCUCCUCCUCCUCCUCCUCGA